AUGAGCGCUGCUGACAAACCCGCCGAUCCCGUCGCGGCUCCGACCGCGGCGCCAGCAGAUGAGACAAAGCCAGAGGCUGCCGCUGAGACCCAGCCCGCUGCACCUGCCGCAGCUGCUCCUGCGCCGGCCGCCACAGAGGCGCAUCCCGUUGAUGGCACCGCUUCAUCCGAGCUCAAGGAGGCGCCCGCUGCCGAGGUAGAGGCCGCUGCUGCUGCCACCGACAAAGCCGCGGAGCCCAAGACCGCCGUCGUCGCUGCUGAGGCCCAGGACGCUGAGAAGCCUGCGGAGGCCAAGACCGCAGAGACCGCAGCUGCCACCGCCGCCACCGCCGAGCCUGCCACCGACAAGCCUGCGGAGGAGAAACCUGCCGCCGAGAAGGAGAAGGCCAAGCCCGCCAUCCAGCAGCUCUGGGAGGUUGCCAAGGCCCAUGCCCACCCCGAGAUCUGGGGCGUCACCCUCGCCGACCCGGAGACCCACGUGCCCUCCCAGGUCGUCCUGCAAAAGUACCUCAACGCCAACGACGGCGACUUCGCCAAGGCCAAGGACCAGCUCGUCAAGACCCUCGACUGGCGCGCCAAGACCAAGCCUCUCGACCUGCUCAAGGCCGAGUUCAGCAAGGACAAGUUUGACGGCCUGGGCUACGUGACCAGCUACGGCAGCGUCGGCGAUGCGUCUGCCGACCCCGAGUCCAAGGAGGUCUUCACCUGGAACAUCUACGGCGCGACCAAGAGCAUCGAUGAGACGUUCGGCAAGCUUGAUGAGUUCCUCAGCUGGCGUACCGCCCUCAUGGAGUUGGCCCUCCAGGAGCUCUCCAUCGCCACCGCCACCAAGCCCAUCACGGCUGACUAUGAUCCCUACAAGAUCUUCCAGGUCCACGACUACAAGUCCAUCAGCUUCUUCCGCCAGUCCUCCAACGUCAAGGCCGCCAGCAGCGAGACAAUCAAGGUCUUUGCCCAGAACUACCCGGAGCUGCUCAAGGAGAAGUUCUUUGUCAACGUCCCCGCCAUCAUGGGCUUUAUGUACGCCUUCAUGAAGCUGUUCGUCGCCCCCAAGACCAUCAAGAAGUUCCACCCCAUGUCCAACGGCCGGAACCUGGCCCUCGAGUUCACUACUUCUACCAAGGUCGAGAGCCUGGGCGAGAAGCUGCCCGAGGAGUACGGCGGCAAGGGCAAGGAGCUCAAGGCCGAGAGCAAGGAGCCGCUGCUCAAGUGA
Thyridium curvatum is the source of this 1212-nucleotide messenger RNA. RefSeq lists its product as uncharacterized. The transcript has 2 exons. Gene Ontology annotation, molecular function: phosphatidylinositol transfer activity. Gene Ontology annotation, cellular component: cytosol; plasma membrane; cortical endoplasmic reticulum. NCBI's taxonomy places the organism in Eukaryota, Fungi, Ascomycota, Sordariomycetes, Thyridiales, Thyridiaceae. Gene Ontology annotation, biological process: Golgi to plasma membrane protein transport; regulation of exocytosis. The record is from RefSeq and is a predicted model, not a curated record. The coding region runs from base 1 to 1212 and encodes 403 amino acids.